Molecule: messenger RNA, 474 nt
Organism: Astrephomene gubernaculifera
Lineage: Eukaryota; Viridiplantae; Chlorophyta; Chlorophyceae; Chlamydomonadales; Astrephomenaceae
Source: the annotation of a GenBank genome assembly
CGCAAAGCCGUUAUUGUAUUACAUGCUAGCACACCUUCCUGUUCUAUAUUACUGCCUGUUAACGUAAGCUGCUUAGUUUAACUACUGCGAACGUGGUUACUAGGCCGAACCGGGUCACCCCUGCUUUGGCACUUACUUUCCUUGUAUGUAACCUUCAGUAAGUAUUCAAAAUGGGCUCCAGUUUCAGCAGUUGUGUGGAGCCAGGGCCUGUCUUCGCGCUGUUCCAGGCCGUAAGGCAAGGCGAUCUCCAAGCCAUCAAGUUCCGGUUGAAUCUUGAUCCUGAACUCCUCAACUACCGCAAUCUUGGCGACCGGGACACUGUGUGGCACCUGGCGGCCAGCUCCGGCUCCGAAACCGUGCUGGCGGUGUUGCAUGAGGCGGCACAGGCGGCGGCCGAGCAGCAGGGGCAGCGGCAGCAGGGGGGGACUGAGGGGCGGCGAGUCGCUUCGGUCAACUGCCGAAACGGCAAGGGAC